AUGAUUGAUACCAACACCAGCUUUGCUGCGCUCGCAGUCACAGAUCAGCCGCCAGCCUCGAACACCAUACAAGAUGAACUGCAGGAGAGGAGUCUUCUCAUCCUCUAUGCAUCCGAGACUGGGAAUAGUCAAGACAUAGCCGAAGAACUGGGGAGAAUGGCCCGGCGAUUGCACUUCCACACAGACGUCGAGGAGAUGAACGAUGUCACAACAAACAUGAGGAGUGACCUGGUACACCGCAACCUGGUCAUCUUUGUCGUCUCCACCACUGGACAAGGAGAGUUCCCCAAGAAUUCUUCCAAGUUUUGGAAGAGCCUCUUGAGAAAGAAACUCCCACCAAACUACCUGGAAGGGGUCAACUUUGCGUUACUGGGCCUGGGGGACAGCUCAUACAGAGAGUUCAAUUUCGCAGCGUUGAAGCUGAGAAGAAGAUUGAUUCAGCUUGGCGCAGAGCAAGUGUUUGAGCACGGUGAAGCAGAUGAGCGACAUGACUACGGAGCUGACAGUAUCUAUCUGCCCUGGGCUGAGAAACUGAAGACAUAUUUACAAUCGCAUUAUCCUCUGCCUGAGACACUCCUGCCGAUACCAGAAGACGCACCGCUUCCGCCAAAAUACGUCUUGCGACUGAGGCCAACCAUGGCGCAUUCGACCAAGCAAAUGGGUGCCACCACAUCACCAGCAACGGAUGACGAGGUCUUCCUUGCAAACCGUGAUAAGAGUGCUGUUCUAUCCCACAUUGACGACCCCAGAACACCCCAAGAACAGUUCCAGGCCGAUUGGGAGCGCUCGCAUGGUUCCUCCACCAAUGUUGCCCAUUUCGCCCGACUCGACGAAUUGCAAUCCGACCUUGCAUUGGGUGGUAGACGAGUGGACCUGCUCGACAAGGACAAUGUUCUCAAAGAUCAUCCUUCUAAAUAUCUCCUCCACAAGUCACCACCCACCCCUCGAAACGGCUUGGACCACAGACUGCUGCCCAUCCCAGGCGGUCUUAUAGCCGAAGUGACCGAGAAUCGGCGAACGACUCCCACAGAACACUGGCAAGAUGUUCGCCAUCUGCAGCUCCUGGUCGAAAAUCCGGAGGAUGACAAGGAUCUGAUCCCCUUCCCAGGAGCAACGGUCACCAUAUACCCCAAAAAUUUCCCCGAUGACGUGAGUAACCUCAUCGAUCUGAUGGGCUGGGCGGGUGUCGCAGAUACACCAGUCGAGUUCGACCUCCUUUCGCACAGUCCAUCCCCCGACAAGACGACGCUGGGGGUGAUGCCGAGAAACCUCAUUCCACCACCCCACGCCACCAUUCGUGAUCUGUUGACGCAUAAUCUGGAUAUCACCUCCGUGCCGCGUCGGACCUUCAUCGAGAAGAUCUCUCACCUGGCGACGAAUCCGUUGGAGAAGGAGCGCCUGGCCGAGCUGGUCAAUCCGGACAAUUCUCAAGAGUUCUAUGACUAUACCUCGCGCCCCCGCCGGACUAUACUCGAGCUCCUGCACGACUUCCCAUCGGUCAAGAUACCUUUCUACGAGAUCCCCGAUUUCUUCCCCAUUAUUCGGGGACGGGAGUUCAGCAUUGCCAACGGUGGUGACCAUCUCGUCGCUGCACCGCCUGGAACGUUGAACAUUGAACUACUAGUCGCCAUAGUAGAGUACAAGACCAUCAUCCGCAAGCCCCGGCAAGGUCUGUGCUCCAGGUACAUCCAGGCGCUCUCACCUAACGAUCCUAUCAUGGUGACUCUCAACAGAGGCAAACCGCCCCCUUGUACGGACUCAGAUGCCAUGCGACCUCUGAUCGGCAUUGCGACGGGGACGGGCAUUGCUCCGAUCCGGAGUCUGAUCCACUACCGUCACGAGCAGCACAGGCAUGCGUCUGUCCUGUUGUUCUUCGGCUGCCGGAGCCGUGAUGCAGACUAUCAUUACGGAGAAGAAUGGAAGAGGACUAGUGGGGUCACGCCCAUUCCCGCAUUCUCUCGAGACCCAAACGCAGUAACCGACUUCCAGACUGCCUCGUACCUGGUUGAGCUGCCGGCGCUGCCUGAAGACUCAAAGGAUGGCGACGCGGAUCCUCCUCCGUCAAUCCUGUCCUCGGACAUAAUGGCAGUCACACCAACACGUGGCAAGAACUACGUCCAAAACCAGAUACGUAGCCAUGCCCGGGAGAUCUGCAAGUACAUUGACCAGGGUGCCAUUAUCUGCCUGUGUGGCAACAGCGGCAACAUGCCCAAAGCCGUUCGCGAGGCGCUGACCGAGGCGCUGGUCACUGGUGGGCUGUGCAAAGGUGCUGCAGAGGCGCAUGCCUAUGCCAAGCUGCUCUUCAACAACAAGCAUCGCUAUUGGGAGGAAACGUGGUAG
This is a messenger RNA of Thyridium curvatum, 2340 nucleotides long. RefSeq lists its product as uncharacterized. The record is from RefSeq and is a predicted model, not a curated record. Gene Ontology annotation, molecular function: flavin adenine dinucleotide binding; FMN binding; NADPH-hemoprotein reductase activity. Gene Ontology annotation, cellular component: cytosol. Lineage: Eukaryota; Fungi; Ascomycota; Sordariomycetes; Thyridiales; Thyridiaceae. The transcript is spliced from 4 exons. Bases 1 to 2340 code for a protein of 779 amino acids.